Messenger RNA from Cooperia oncophora, 750 nucleotides. The record is from the annotation of a GenBank genome assembly. NCBI's taxonomy places the organism in Eukaryota, Metazoa, Nematoda, Chromadorea, Rhabditida, Trichostrongylidae.
AUGCCGACUACCCGAAGUGGUGCGACAUCCGGAGUUCCUUCUCCUCCAUCGACUGGAGCUGCUGCUCCUAGCCCAGAGCGUGUGGUCACGGAGGAUUAUGCGGUAAUCGGAGCUGCUGCUCCUUCCACUGAGCCUUUACCGCCUUUACCUGGCGCUCUCACUGCGCCCUUGGAUGACUCCCUUUCCAGGAUGGAGGAUGCUGAGAUUGCCCUACGAGAUGCUGCUUCGAUAGCUAUUACUCAGGUGUGGAGAGACGCCCGGUCUCAGACGUCAGCCCUGGCUCAGAAAAUUAAUGAAGGUAACACUUCAUUGUCUCGUAAGUUGAAUGAGUCCUUUUCAGCGUCACUUACUCCGUUAGUUUCUUUGGCACGCGUAGUGAGGAUCACACAGAGACUCUUCUGCCCGUUUCAGCAGAAGAAUGUAAACUUUAUGUCUCGGCAUAAGAAGUGUGCUCACGGCGAACUUUCUCAGCACGGCACCAGUUGGCGUUCCACUAACGAACUAAUGUUCGAAUUCCCAUCCGCACCGUUCGGUUGCUGCACUGAGCACAAGUUAGCCAUUCCUAAUUGCUACCUGGUAGAAACAGUAGUCCACGCACGCCACGGAGAGGAAACCCCGGAGUCAGCCGCUGAAGACUUGCGCUCAUUGUCCCUACAAGGAUGGUUCAUGUGUCUUGGCCGACGGCUCGGUGAUCAUCUGGACACCCGAGCAAGAAGAGAGCUGUCGCUUCGUUCUCGCUUUUUAAGAUGA